AUGCUUUUUGCUGAUGAUAUUGUAUUAAUAGCUGAGUCUCGGUAUGAGGUUAAUGUAAAGCUAGAACAGUGGCGUGCAUCGCUGGAGGGUUAUGGGUUGCGUUUGAGCCGUUCUAAGACUGAGUACCUUUGCACCAAUUUCAGCGAGGAGAUUCACGAGGAGGGUGUAUCUGUAUGUAUUGCGGAGUCUCGUGUACCACAAGUUAAUACCUUUAAAUACUUGGGUUCUAUUAUUCAGAGUAAUGGUGAUAUUUCUGCGGAUGUGACUCAUCGUAUUUCGAUAGGAUGGUGUCGAUGGAGGGCUGCUACUGGUGUCUUGUGUGAUAAAAGUGUACCGUAUCAGUUGAAAGGUAAAUUCUAUCGAGUAGCGAUCAGACCGUCAUUGCUAUAUGGUUCUGAGUGCUGGCCAUUAAGAAAAGCUCAGGAGCGUAGGCUAGAGACAGCGGAAAUGCGUAUGUUGCGUUGGAUGUGUGGUAAAACCAGGACAGAUCAUAUACCAAAUGUUACUUUUCGACGCCUUUUAGGUGUGGAGGCUAUCUCUAAGAAAAUAAGGGAGGGGCGUUUACGUUGGUAUGGACAUGUUCGACGAAAAUGUAACUCGGCCACGGUUAGAAGAGUUGAACAUAUAUCGGUUCGGGGUAAGAGAAAGAGAGGUCGGCCCCGUCGGACGUGGGCUGAUCAAUUAAGUUUAGAUAUGGGAGCCCUAAAUCUCACGGGUGAUAUGACAGUAGAUAGAAAUGAUUGGAGAAGACGUAUUAGAGUAGUUGAGACUCGGUCUCGUGGCGUCUAG
This is a messenger RNA of Daucus carota subsp. sativus, 789 nucleotides long. RefSeq lists its product as uncharacterized. The transcript has a single exon. Lineage: Eukaryota; Viridiplantae; Streptophyta; Magnoliopsida; Apiales; Apiaceae. The coding region runs from base 1 to 789 and encodes 262 amino acids. The record is from RefSeq and is a predicted model, not a curated record.